Messenger RNA from Anthostomella pinea, 663 nucleotides. The record is from the annotation of a GenBank genome assembly. Lineage: Eukaryota; Fungi; Ascomycota; Sordariomycetes; Xylariales; Xylariaceae.
AUGCCCAACCAAGCAACCUUGACCCCAACGUACGCCGCACUCUAUCCAGCUGCCCUGUCGCUGAUCCCCAUCGUCCGGGCCAGCAAUGGCGAGACCCCACUUGCCGAUGAAGGUCUUGAUAAUGAUGCUGGCAAACCCAUGCUCAAGAGAAAGCGCAUGAACAACGCAAGAGGCCCGGUCAAGGGCGCCCAUGGACAGAUUGGUGAAAUAAUUCUGGGUAUAAUCCAUCGCGACAACCCGGCUCUAGAGGCGCAGAUCGAGGCUUUCCUACAUGGACAGGAUAGCACGGGCAUCCAGAGAUCCGAGUACGUCGGCAACAACAAAAACAAGUCGGAGCUCAUUAACUGUUUCCGUGACGGACCGUUGCCCGACCUAUGCAAGUUGGCUGCGAAGACCAUUCUUCAUUGGAAGAUCAGAGGCCGGAUGGCACGGGUGUGGCGAUGCCGAUGCAACGUGGCAAUCCACGAGUGCAAUCUCAUGCUGCACUAUAUGCUGGCGCGGACGACGGCCAGCGAGGCGCACGCGGAGGAGCUCCGGGAGCUGAUGAGGCGCAUCGCGGAGGAGACGCGGCGAGGGUCGUGCUGGGCGUUCAGGCGGUGGAAUGUCGUUUGGGGGAAGCCGGCCGCUUCAGGGGCAAGGGGUUUGACCACGGAGCUGGUUUAG